AUGAGUGUGUUCGACCCACUUGGUCUUUUGACGCCUAUUGUCAUUCAAGGAAAGAUCCUUCUUCAACAAAUAUGGCGAUCUGGAAUAGGUUGGGAUCAAGAUGUGCAAGAUGACGAUCAUCUUGCACAUCUAUGGAAGCGUUGGAUUGGUCGUCUUAUUAAUGUUUGCACAUGUAAAGUUCCACGGCACUACGCACCAGAGCCUACUAGUUGCGCUAUUGAACUGCAUAUUUUCUGCGACGCCAGCGAGAAAGCAUACGCAUCAGUGGCGUACUGGCGUUUUGUACGAGAAGAUGGAAAGAUAUGGGUUGCGCUUGUCACCAGUAAAUCCCGCGUGACCCCACUAAAACCAGUCUCUAUUCCCAGGCUUGAACUUCAAGCUGCUGUUCUUGGGACACGACUUGCUUGUGCAAUAGAGAAAGAUCAUGACACCAUUAAACCCGCUAAAAGGUAUUUUUGGACUGAUUCCUCAGCCGUAAUCUCAUGGAUUAAGGGAGACCCGAGAAACUACAAAACCUUCGUUUCUAAUCGGUUGGGUGAAAUCGCAGAUAAUACGAAUAACAGAGAGUGGAGAUGGCUUUCGACGUCACAUAACGUAGCAGACGACGCUACCAGAGAAAUUGAAAAUUUAGAUCCCGAACACCGAUGGUUCAAAGGCCCGUCAUUCCUAUACCAACAGCCUGAAAGGUGGCCCUCUCACAGUGAAGUUGCUGCACCAACGAGCCUAUUGGAAAUUAAGAAACCUACCUACGAUGUCCUCCCAGUGAGUGCAUAUACUACUACAUGUUUGCCUGACAUCACCAGAUUACCUAAAUGGCUCAGACUCAUCAGAGCCACAGCACAUGUUUUUACAUUCCUGGAGAGUAUUCGAACGAAGGAACGUACUGGUCUUAAAUUGGAACAUAUCAAAAGAGCUGAAGAGGCAUGGGCAAAGCAAUCUCAAAGUCAAAGCUUCCCGAUUGAAUUGGAAGAUUUCAGAAAUAAUAGGCCUUGUGAUAAGAACAGUCGACUACAUGACUUGUGUUCAUUCAUUGACAAUCAUGGAUUAUUGAGAUUGCGGGGAGAGCCGGCGCUGUUAACGAAGUAG
Molecule: messenger RNA, 1086 nt
Organism: Leguminivora glycinivorella
Lineage: Eukaryota; Metazoa; Arthropoda; Insecta; Lepidoptera; Tortricidae
Exons: 1
Coding region: 1-1086 (361 amino acids)
Molecular function (GO): nucleic acid binding
Source: RefSeq, a predicted model, not a curated record